AUGUCGGGAUACAACUUUCUGACUUCCGGUGCCCCAAGACAACCCGAUGAAAGCAAGUGGAAAUAUCACAUUCGAAAGUUGUUUACGCUAAAAACUCUAACAAGCUUAGAUGAGGAUAGGCAAAAUUCCAAUCUUGCUAAAACUCUAAGUCUUUAUGAUUUAAUAAUGAUCAGCUUGGGUGCGAUAAUUGGCAGCGGUAUAUUUGUGUUAACUGGCGAAGCUGCUGCUACAAAGUCUGGACCGGCCGUGGUCAUUUCAUUCUUAUUGGCUGGAAUUACUGCCAGUUUCGCGGCUCUGUCCUAUUCCGAGUUGACUUCCAUGAUCCCGAUUUCAGGUUCAUCUUAUACAUUUGUAUAUGCAACAAUGGGUGAGCUUAUCGCCUGGAUAAUUGGUUGGGACUUGAUCUUGGAAUAUUUAGUCGGUGCCGCUGCAGUUGCCGUUGGUUGGUCGGGCUACUUCGUCAGUUUCUUUGCUGACUGUGGUGUGAUAUUUUCGAAAUCUUGGACCAGUGCUCCCGUAAAAUACAAUGUCGUAUUAGGCGAAUUUCAAAUCGUCCCUGAUGCCUAUUUCAACGCGCCAGCUUUCUUGGUUGUGAUUUUUCUCACUAUACUGUUGACAAUAGGAAUUAAAGAAUCCGCUAGAGUAAACACCACAGUUGUCAGCAUAAAACUUUUGGUGAUAAUAAUCUUUUGCAUAGCCGCUGGGACGCGUGUGAAUCCGAAAAACUAUCAACCAUUCAUUCCAGAAAACGAAGGUACAUUCUCGAGAUUUGGUAUCACUGGUGUUUUGGCCGGUACUAGUGUAGUAUUCUUUGCGUUCAUCGGGUUCGAUUCAAUUUCAACAACCGCGCAAGAGACAAAGAAUCCGCAGAGAGAUGUACCGAUUGCCAUUAUGACCAGCUUCGCCAUUGUCUCGGUUAUUUACGUUGCCGUUUCGUAUGUUUCCUCUUUUUACUAG
Acaulospora morrowiae is the source of this 957-nucleotide messenger RNA. The record is from the annotation of a GenBank genome assembly. Lineage: Eukaryota; Fungi; Glomeromycota; Glomeromycetes; Diversisporales; Acaulosporaceae.